AUGGAGCCGGCAAACAGCACGCGCUUUGAGAACAUCGCAAGCAAAAUGUGCCGAAAGGAGCGCGUCGCCGAGGAGCUGAGAGGAACAGCGUACCGGCUGAAUGACGUUCCAGAAGCUUUGCAAGAGGCUAGAAGUCCCUCGGGGGCAGCGGUUGUGGAAAACGCAAUGGAGAAGCUGAAAGCCGGGAAGAACAACAUCAAGGAAAAACAAGGUCAUGAUCUGGACAGGUUGGCCCUGAAACGGAAGUCAGAAAGCAACAAUAAGCCAGGUGUGAGGAAAGAACCACACCUGAUGGAGCCUGAGAACCAGGCCCUCCCUGUGCUGCUGCCCCACAUCCCCCUAAAAAGCCUGAUGGAGGUCGAAAUGAAGUUGGUGUACACAGAUGAAGAGGAUGUCACCUAUGAGUUUCUGGCAGCCCAAGUGCCCCUACCCAACACUCAGGCCAAAUGCCCAGGGUCUGUAAAUGUAGAUUCCCCAAGGCUGCCUGGCAUGAGCAGGCAACCACAGAUGGACAAGUGGCUUCAGGUGUCCUUAAAGGAUGCCAGCACUUGCUACAGGCAGAAGAAGUAUGCUGUGGCAGCGGGACAGUUCAGAACAGCCCUCGAGCUUUGCAGCAAAGGUGCAGCUAUAGGGAAGCCCUUUGAAGCCUCUCCGAAAGACAUCUCAAGUAUUGCCAGUUUUAUUGAAACAAAGCUUGUAAUCUGCUACUUGAAGAUGAGGAAGCCCGACCUCGCUCUGAAUCAUUCGCACAGGAGCAUAAUUCUGAACCCAGCCUAUUUCCGUAACCACCUUCGCCAAGCUGCAGUGUUCCGAUGCUUGGAGAGAUAUUCGGAGGCUGCAAGGAGUGCCAUGGUUGCUGACUACAUGUACUGGCUGUCAGGAGGAAGUGAGCAGCAUACCAGCAAGCUCAUCAAACUGUAUUGGCAGGCUAUGAUUGAGGAGGCCAUCACAAGAGCCGAAUGUUUUUCAGUGAUGUACACGCCAUUUGCAGCUAAAGUAAAACCUGAAGAAGUAGACAAGUUGAAGGAAGCUUUCACCAGAAAACACCCCGACUAUGUGGAAUACAUAUAUACAGACCCUCAUGGACUUCACAGUUUGCCACAGACAGCCAACUGGUCUUGCCCUUCUCCCCAGUGUUAUUUGCUGACCCUGGGCUUCAAAAACAAGGAAGUUGGGAAAUUUCUGGAAAAGAUGUCCAGCAGGAAGCUGCCGGCAUUUUCGGAGCAUAAAGCUCCAUUCAGUCCUCUCACAAAAGAAGAAGCAAGGAGACACCUGGAGACAAUUGGAAAAAGAAUCUUGCCAAUAAUGGAUUUCAUCAGAGGCACCAAACUGACUGAGACUUUCUGCGCAUGUUCGGGGGUGAUAGAGAAGCUGCAACAUGCCAGCCUGCUUGGCCGUUUGCAGCGCAUCAAGGAGCAAUCGCAAGUGAUCAACCAAGCCAUGGCUGAGCUCUCCACUAUCCCCUACCUCCAAGACAUCAGCCAGCAGGAUGCUGAACUGCUGCAGUCACUAAUGGCAGAUGCCAUGGACACCCUCGAAGGAAGGAAAAGUGAUAAAGAACGUGUCUGGAAUAAAAUUCAGAAGGUUGGAAUAAUAGAAGACUUCUUAUACCAAUUAGAAGAUAGUUUCUUAAAGACCAAAAAACUCAGAACAGCAAGGCGGCAGAAAAUGAAAAUGAAGCGGCUUCAAAGCAAACAGCCAUGCUAG
Molecule: messenger RNA, 1707 nt
Organism: Zootoca vivipara (common lizard)
Lineage: Eukaryota; Metazoa; Chordata; Lepidosauria; Squamata; Lacertidae
Source: RefSeq, a predicted model, not a curated record